Molecule: messenger RNA, 724 nt
Organism: Aspergillus pseudotamarii
Lineage: Eukaryota; Fungi; Ascomycota; Eurotiomycetes; Eurotiales; Aspergillaceae
Exons: 1
Coding region: 134-496 (120 amino acids)
Source: RefSeq, a predicted model, not a curated record
UGAAUAUCCUAGCGAGGCACGGAGUACAAUCUUUUAUACCUCGAGGUGCGAGACACAAUAGCUGAAAAAGGGAAAGCGGGAGGCUGGUAGUAGUGGAACAGCUGACAAGGGGUGCCUUAGGCAUGGGACCAAAAUGACUUGGACCAACUGCAGCCCAAGGAGACUAAACCAGAAGACAGCCGAUCAAUCAAUUCAUUCAUUAAUCGUCGAACCCCCCAAUCAACACCAAAAAGAGGCUGGGAUACGUGUGUGGGUGUGUGUUUCUCAGCGAGGGGCCUUGUUCCUCCUCUUACAUUCACUUUCGCCCAAAUUUUUCUUCUUCUUUGGUCUCUCCCCACUUGGAUCUUGGAUCUGUUUCGUCUCUCUCCCUUACACCACACACACACACGCUCUCAAGUCUGUCAGCUUGGCCCCUUCCCUACUACGAUCGGUUCCUUACUCCCUGCAUCUGCUGUGUCCCUCUCCCGUUUACCCGCCAUCCAAUUUAGUCUCAUAAAAAGGAAAACCUUCCGACUUCCCACAUAAACGCACGCGCGCCGACACGUUCACAUAUGCAGUCUGCCUCUAGCGUUUCGUCUCGCUCCCAGCGCAGUCCGUCGGCCCAGCAUUUUUCCUCGGGCUCCGGAAGCAGUAUUGAAUCCGCCAUGACUUCACAGUCCUCCGCGCCACGCAGUUCGUCCAGCUCUGGGCGAUCACAAUCAAGAAGUUCCGUGGUAAGUUGUGC